AUGCAAAACGACUUUAAUACAUUGGAAAACGAGAAAUUGACUUACACUGCAGUGGACAUUCGUACGUUGGUUGCUGAAAACUCUAAGCACAAUCCAUCAAAGGAAGUGCCACUUAUGGACCAUCUAAAUAAUGAACUGCGGAUGCUUAUCGAGUUUUUAAAGCCGAGUGAUGAUGAGGUGGUGCUUAGAAGGCUCAUGGUAAAGCGGAUAAAAAAGUUGAUCCUGAGCGGACUGAGAGGAAUGCGAAGACAAAAGAUAGACAUUAGAAAGGAUUAUUAUUCCCAUGAUGUGUUCGUGCAAGAGGUAGGUGCGGUGGAUAUGGGUGAGUCAGAGAGUAGUAUGGAAAAGAAGGGAAAUACAAGAUCUGAAUUGGAGGAUGGUGGUGCGCCAAGAAGACGACAACACUCCGCUAAUGUGAUCAAGUGCAUUGGCAGCUACGCAACCGGGUUGUAUCUGCCCGGUGGUGAUAUCGAUCUGACACUUUUUACCGAAGAGGAGGAUGUGUUGGAAAAACUGUUGCACUUUCUACGCAGAAGCCCUCUAAUACUCGGUCGAAGUGUUAUUUUUCUGUCCAGAGCACGGGUACCCAUACUCAGAUUUAUGGAUGUUUGCCGUUUUAGGUACGAUUUGUCUUUGAAUCAAGAAUCAGGUGUGAUUCACACCAAACUUGUUAAGGAAAUUUUGCACGAACAACCGGCGAUCAAAGACAUGGCGCUGUUUCUGAAACAUUUUCUAAAAUGCCGGGGAUUGAACGAAAACAGGCGAGGAGGGCUGAAUUCGUACGCCCAGUUUCUGAUGAUUGCCAGUUUCCUUAACUUGCACCCGCUGGUACAAAGCCAGAUGUCGAUCAAGUCCAAUCUUUCUGUCCUUUUCAUGGACCUUUUCCAGUUCUACGGCCAGGAUUUUUGCUACGAAAAGGCAAAAAUCUGUUUGUCAGGCUAUAAAAUGAAGACCUGCAGCAAUUACCUUUCGAUAGAAGAUCCUACAGAUGGCAGUUAUGAUCCGGGCCAUCUAUCAACGAAUAUGAAUGCUAUCAGAGAGGCAUUUACGCAUGCAUAUAAGAUUAUGGAUGCUCUUGCAAAGGAAAGGGUUGGCGAUAAGUACGUUUCAAUAUCAUUAUGGAUCAAGGUCAGUGAUUAUGAGAUUGCUUGGAAAGAUAACAUGCCUAAAUUUUACAAGAAAGUGAUAAUUAAUAGAGAAAUAUGA
Vavraia culicis subsp. floridensis is the source of this 1206-nucleotide messenger RNA. RefSeq lists its product as uncharacterized. NCBI's taxonomy places the organism in Eukaryota, Fungi, Microsporidia, Pleistophoridae. Gene Ontology annotation, biological process: RNA 3'-end processing. The record is from RefSeq and is a predicted model, not a curated record. Gene Ontology annotation, molecular function: poly(A) RNA polymerase activity; mRNA binding. Gene Ontology annotation, cellular component: nucleolus; TRAMP complex. The coding region runs from base 1 to 1206 and encodes 401 amino acids. The transcript has a single exon.